Adineta ricciae is the source of this 681-nucleotide messenger RNA. The record is from the annotation of a GenBank genome assembly. Lineage: Eukaryota; Metazoa; Rotifera; Eurotatoria; Adinetida; Adinetidae.
AUGGGUCGAACAGUUGUUGACGAUAGCGACGAAAACAAUGACGAAUCACCGAAGAAACGAGUAGUGAAUGAUUUGGAUUCAGAUUCGAGCUCGGAUUCGGAGGUUGAUCUCGAUGAAGAGCAAUAUAUUGUUGAAAAAAUUAUCAAAAUGCGUACAACAAAAAAGGGCAAAGUCGAAUAUCUACUCAAAUGGAAAGGCUUCUCUCACAAUGAGAAUACAUGGGAGCCUGCCGAAAAUCUUGAAUGUCCCGAAUUGAUCUCUGCUUUCAUGGCUGAACAAAAAGAAAAACAACAGGCAUCACACACGAAAACAAAUGAAACAUCAAACAGCAAACGAUCUCGUAGUACCAGUGGUACUCAUAAAAACAGUGAUGAUGAUAGUAAGAAUAACAACAAUAAUAAUAAUAACAACAGUUCACAGACCAAACGGUCGCGUGUCGAGUACAAUGAGACAGGUUAUGGACGAGGACUUGUACCAGCUGAAUUGAUAGGUGCAACCGAUAUUUACGAUGGAGAAUUGAUGUUUUUAGUAAAAUGGAAAGGUGUAACUAAACCUGAACUUGUUCCAUCGCGUAUUGUAAAUAAGGAAUCUCCUCAACUUGUGAUCGCAUUUUAUGAAGCACGUUUAACAUGGAAUUCGACAAACAGCAGUAAUAAUUCAUCGAAUCAUAACAAAGUUUAA